Messenger RNA from Rubroshorea leprosula, 1035 nucleotides. Lineage: Eukaryota; Viridiplantae; Streptophyta; Magnoliopsida; Malvales; Dipterocarpaceae. The record is from the annotation of a GenBank genome assembly.
ACUGGUCCGGGGGGUCAACGAUUCCAUCCUGAGACGCUGGAUUUCCGUGUUCUUCCGGCCGAUUGCUUGGCCGCUAUCAUCUCCUUAACCAGUCCUCUCGAUGCCUGCAGAUUGUCACUAGUUUCCCCCUUUUUCAACUCUGUCGCCAGUUCCAACGCCGUUUGGGUUAUGUUUUGCAGGCCGACUAUCAGAAUUUGGUUCCCGCAUCGCGCUUCCUUUCUUCCUUGAAGGACCUUUAUCUCAGCCUCUGCGAUCAUCCUGUACUCAUUGAAAAUGGCAAAAAGUUCUAGGGUUUUUUGGCCAACUUUUUCAGAACUAGUUGAGUGUUUAAUUGUAUUGCGCAAAGCUUUUCACUGCACAAAAGGAUUGGGAAGAAAUGUUACAUGCUACCUGCCAGGGACCUCACAAUUACAUGGGGUGAUACUCCUCAUUAUUGGAGAUCGAACUCCAUACAAGAUUCCAGGUUCCCUGAGGGUGCAGCGCUUCUCAAUGUUUGUUGGUUUGAAAUCAAUGGGAGGAUCAGUACUUGCAAGCUUUCUUCAAUGACAAAUUACAAGGCAUACCUUGUGUUCAUGCUGGCGGCUAGAGUUUUUGGAUUUAGAAAUGAACCUAUAGAAGCCAUUGUUCGACUUAGCAGAACUGGAGAUUUACAGCAAACUAUAUUUCUGCAUGCAGAGGGUGAAGAUGUACAAAAUGAUUACCAAUACCCAAUAGAAAAGGGAGAUGGUUGGUUAAAGCUAGAGUUGGGUGAAUUCUUCAAUGAAGGAGGUGAAGAUGGCAAAUUGGAAAUACAGAUUUUUCGUUUCAAUGGUCACUAGAAGAGUGGUGUCCUUAUUAAAGGCAUCAAAAUCAUACCAAAUUAGCAGGACAUGACAAGAUUUUCCUCCAUCCUGUGUAUUUUAUGUGCGGGCGAAAAAUUGCUUCUCGUGUUAGAUUGUGAGUGUCAUGCACUAGUUUUCAUAAAUAUAUGAGUUCUACUGUUAUCUAGACGCAGUCUGUGAAUCUUUAUUUGAACAAUAUAUGCCUAAUCUGUAG